Messenger RNA from Penaeus chinensis, 7149 nucleotides. Its product is annotated as cyclin-dependent kinase 4-like. NCBI's taxonomy places the organism in Eukaryota, Metazoa, Arthropoda, Malacostraca, Decapoda, Penaeidae. Bases 259 to 1770 code for a protein of 503 amino acids. The record is from RefSeq and is a predicted model, not a curated record. Gene Ontology annotation, biological process: regulation of G2/M transition of mitotic cell cycle; protein phosphorylation; signal transduction. Gene Ontology annotation, molecular function: cyclin-dependent protein serine/threonine kinase activity; ATP binding; cyclin binding. Gene Ontology annotation, cellular component: cyclin-dependent protein kinase holoenzyme complex; cytoplasm; nucleus. The transcript is spliced from 7 exons.
ACCGACCGAGCGCGGCGUGGAGCGGCGAGGCCCCGAAGGAAUGGUGGACGCGGGCCCGGCGGCGACGGUUUCCAGCUCCGCUCCUGCUGGCUGCUGAUCCGUCCCCCGCCCCUCUCGCCCGCGCCCGCGCCCGCGCCCUCGCCCGCCUCGCUCCGCCCGCCCCAACGACCGCAGACGACCUCCCGGCAGCCGAUACGGGCGCCCGCUGACAACAGCGCCGACCCUCGUUCACGGGCGUCGCCCCAGCAGGCGUCUGUGAUGACCAUGGCAAGCUCUGGCAGCGGUGCCGGGGACGCUGGCGGGGGCAGGAAGGGAGGCUCCCGCGCCCCCCAACCGCCCGAGGAGGAGCCUCUCCAACCCCCCGCCGCCGCCACCGCCGCCGCCGCCACCACUGCCGCCGCCACCGCCGCCGCUGCCGCCGCGACGACCGCCUCGCCCGCCGUCUCGUGCGCGGGCAACGUGUCGGGUCUUCCGCGGGCCAACGACAACUACGAGGAAGUCAGCAUCAUCGGCAACGGCGCAUACGGCACCGUGUACUGCGCGCGGGACCGGAACAACCCGGACCGCGUCGUGGCUCUCAAGAAAAUACGAAUCACCCUCAACGAAGACGGAGUUCCCGGAAACGCCGUCAGGGAGAUCGCGCUCCUGAAGCAGCUCGAGCGGUUCGAACAUCCGAAUAUUGUCAGAUUGCUGGACAUCUGCCGCGGCGGACUGGAGCGAGAGAACCGCCUCAACCUCUGCCUGGUGUUCGAAUACGUGAAGCAGGACCUGGAUCAGUACCUCAAGCGCUGCCCCUCACCCGGCCUCGAGCCUGCUAGAAUUAAGAGCUUGAUGCACCAGAUUCUGUGUGGCAUAGACUUCCUGCACAGUAAUCGCGUGAUCCAUCGAGACCUGAAGCCACAGAAUAUACUGGUGGAUGAGGGAGGCAGAGUAAAAAUCGCCGAUUUUGGCCUAGCGAGAAUAUACGACUUUAAUAUGAGAUUAACAACUAUGGUAGUGACAUUAUGGUAUCGAGCACCAGAAAUCCUAUUAAGCAACAGCUAUGCAACUCCUGUCGAUGUCUGGUCUUGCGGAUGUAUAUUUGCAGAGCUGUUUAGACGAAGACCUGUGUUCGAAGGACACACCGAAGGAGACCAGUUGCAAAGGAUAUUCGACGUCAUCGGGACGCCCCACGAGAGCGACUGGCCGCGCGACGUGUCCCUGAUGCGUAAUAAUUUCCGCCACCACCAGGGCAGGCACCUCAGAGAUGUCGUCCCUGAAAUCACCGACGACGCUGCAGAUCUGCUUCAGAAAAUGCUGAAGUUUGUCCCAAGUAUCCGCAUUCCUGCAGUAGAGGCGCUCCGACACCCCUAUUUCCAGGGACUUAUCACUCCCCGCAUCAUAGCCACGAGUAACAGGUCAACUCCCACACAGCAGGUUCUAAGUCCAGCUCCCCUUGCUACCAGUAGCCCUGCCAACACCCACCAUCAUCACCACCAACGGCAUGUUGCAACGAGCACCACUAAUACUUCUGUUGCCACUUCGGAAAGUAUCUCAGGACAGGCAGUUUUACCCGUACAGGUAACUGCAAAUGAUGAAAAUAAUCCAAAUGCAGGAAAUAGUGCCAAUACAAAUCCCAUAGUAUCACGAUUGCCCGAGCCCAAAGUUGCUGAACGUGCCAUUACAACCACUAACUCUUCAGUGACAGAAACGACCUCCUCUACAACAGUGGCAACUGUAAGUAGUGGUGGUCUGCCUCCCACCAGCAGUAGCUCAAAUCCUGUGGAAUAAUGAAAGUUUUAAUUACUGGAAGCAUAUAUCUACAGAAAUCUUAUGUUGUAAACCUAUUGAUUAUAAUAUAUUUUUUUCUGAGUGAUGUUGACUUUUAUGCCAGAAAUUCAAGAUACUAUUUGAUUCUGAAAUUUUAUAUACUUUAGUUCAAGGAUUAUUGAAAGAAAAAAACCUUCAGAUAUUGAAAAUUCUGUAACAGUGGUGAAUCAAGAGUUGACUUAGAGUGCCUGAUGUGUGUAUUUUUCUAAAUCAACAUAAGGAAAAAAAUAGUGCCUUGUGUUUGUGUGCAACUUGGAUGUUAAGGAGUGUAAUGCCCACUGUAGGAGUCUUUUUACUCCAUAUUAUGCUUAUUAGAAAGUUCCUUUUUGUAGUGUUGCUUGAUGUGAACGUUCCAUGAAAAGUCAGAAUAUGACUGAAACUAACAUCAAAAGCAUUCCCUCUGGCAUUCCUGAGAGAGUAAAAAAAAAAAAAAAAAUGUUAGUGAGUGGUGCUUAUUGAGUGAUGUAAUGUGGCAGUUUAUUAGACACUUAUUAAGGCAAAUAUUGCUUUAUGUUACUUGCUGGUCUCUCUGGCAAACCUCAGAACUGAAGAUAACAACUUAAAAAUCUGUUAAGAGAAUUAAGAGGCUCAAUUGGUCAGAUAAUGUAUACCAACAAAGGGAAGACCAAACAACACAGUGCAUAUGUUUUGUACUAACAGUAUUGUUGGUGCAAAGAGGUUUACAAUUUUAUUUUAUUAGGAUGGAUUAGAUUCAAAGCAAAAUUUGAUAUUUAUUGGUACUUAUGUGGUUUGAAGAGUGAUACUCAUUAUGAACCAAAUUUUUGUCCAAGAUUGUAACUGAAUAUGAUGUAACUCAUCCUAUCAAACACCUAUCUUGUAGACAAUAUAGGUCUUUGUUGAAGAUAAGGACCCUAUUUUUUUUAGCAAUCCAAAUUUAAGUAAUUAAAGAUAGAUAAUCUACAUUUCUCAGUGGAAUUGGGUGGUAGUAAUUGUAAUUACACAGCAAUGUGGAGUAAAGCAUUAGAACCUUCUAUUAGCAACUUUUUGACUGCUCAGAGGUAUGCAUAUCAUAAACAAUGCAAGUAUGUAUCAUUUUAUAACUGAAUUUUUUUAUGCUCUUAUUAUAAUUGCAACUUGUCUUGGUCCGUGAAUAGCUUGUGUCAUGUAUGAUUGCCAUUCAAAUUAAAGUUCCAACAGCCUGAUUUGACCUCAAAGCCCUUUCAACAGCAGAUGAGUGUAAAUGUUUCAUGUAUCACUUUUGCUUUAGCAUGUCAUCAUUAGAAACAUAACCCUGAGUCAUUAGGAUAGAUCCAAUUGAAAAGCUGAUGCCAGAUCUGUUCAAGUAUUGUUUUGUCGUAAAUCUGUUACACAUUAGAUUCUACAACUUUGUGGGUGCACAGUGAUUGCAGAAGUGCUAACAUUAGAUAUUUGCAUAUGGUUGAUGCAUUGUAAUGUUGAGUGAUAAAAUGUAUUGCAGCACUGUCAUGUCACACUGCAGACAGUAUGUGCACCACAAUUGACUUACUAGAACAUAAAGAAAUAUGAUAUGUAUCCAAAACCAAUGACAGUCUCUGACAUUAGUCAGCUUAAACGGUAAUUUAUUCAAACAGAAGUUGCAUAUUAUGCUAAGAUAUUGCUGGGUUGAAGGUAGGAGGAGUGUCUCUCUUGUAGAUGCACGCAGUAGAGUUAGACAAAGCACCCCAAGCUCUCUUCAGACCCAUACAUUUACCUGAGGUUAUUGCCAAUUAUUGUAAGUCAGGUGGUUUAGGUCCUACUUAUUUAUCUUACAGUUGUGAGUGUUUUAUCAUUCUUUAUUUAUAUGCAUGUACAUGGUGAGUGGUGUUGAAUAUCUGAACAGUAUGAAGAAAGCAAAUAAGAAAGACAGACUGUUGACAUUUUGAGUGAUACAUUGGUUCAAUGAGAAGUAUUUCUCUCACCGUCAAAAUGUCUUAGGCUUCAGCAGUAGCAUUUAAUUAGUGUAGUAUAAUCCAGCUUUCUGCAUUUGUUGUAUUCAUUCACAUUAAUCACUCAUUAGUUGGUGUUUAGUCAUUGCUGGCUGGUUGUCUUGUUGUUUGUAACUAAUUAAUUAUUUUGUUCAUUUAUCACCUAAGAGUAUUUAUGGUUAAUAUAAUUCAGUGCCUUCGUACAAGAUGCUGUUAAGAGUCCCUUUCAUUUCUUUUUCUUUUUUUAUCUUCAAUUGUAGAAUUUCGAUCCUCCUCCUCCCCCUGUAUCUUUUCUUUUUCUUAUUCUCUCCCUUUGCUUUUAUGCUUAUACCUGUUCCUUUUGUUUUUCUUAUUCCUAUUCCUCUUCUUAUUCUUAUCCUUUGCUCCAACUUUUCUUCCUUCUUCCAACUCUUUCUUUUUCUUCUUUAGAAAGUCAUGUUAAAUUCUUGUGUUUGCUCCUUCCCAUGUAUAAAGUCCUGUAAGUCUACAUAUACACAGAGAAAAUAUACACAAAGAUUAAACAUAGUUUUCUUUAUAAGAAAACUGACACUUUGCAAAGAAGAAAUGUCUUCGGAGGAGAGAUUUCAGUUUUGUUGAUUGAUAGAGUUCAGUAUAUAUGUUGGUUAUUAUUCUGUGUUUAAGCAGUAGAUGGACUUCACACACACACACAUAUCACAUGGAGAAGCAUCUACAAUGAAAGAUGAAAUGGAAGUCAAUCUAAUGGCUGUCACAAAAUAAGUAAAGAUGUGAUGACUUGUGCUUGAAAGAAAACCCUCACUUUCUCACGUAGUACUGACCACUAAAAAUGUUACCACAGAAGUGUAAGCAGUCUUGUUUUGAGGAAUGGAUUUAAAAAAAAAAAGUGCUGUUUUAGUAAGAGUGUUUAUAGAUCUUUUUACAUGAACAGGGAGCUUUAGUCAGUGCUACUGGUUAUAUGUGGUCUGUGAAUGUGGAGAAGCAACCAGUUAGUAUAUAAUUUAUUUAUUACUCAGUGAUGGAGAUAUUUUUACUGUUUUUUCUGGACAGUGGAAAAGAAGUAUCUCGGGGUAGUAAUGGUAUAAUGGGAGUACUUUAUCUGGUAAAAAUAUUACUGUGUCUUUAGUUCAUCUUGGGUUCUCAUGGAAUGAAAUUACAUUUUCAUCUUUUCACAUGGGUAUUUAUUUAUUAUUAUUAUCAUUAUUAUUAUACUUAUUAUUAUUAUUAUUUUUUUUUUUAUGAUUUCCUAGUUGUACGUAUGAACUGUACUUCAUUUACGCCUUGUAUGCUUUUCUGAGAAAAUGGAAACAAUGAUCUCUACCAUAAUUCAGUUUGUAGGAUAUGUGUGUAGAAAAGGACAAUAGUGUUUUCAGCAGAAUAUGCAGAUUUUUUAUUCAGAUUACGAAGAAUUUCUCGAUCACUUGUUCAUAAGAAUCUGACAGGCCAGCUACUUCAUGUUAUAUGAUAAAUGAAAACAACUACUCUGUGUUUUUUAUUUGGUCAUUUGUUUUUUUAUAAUUGGUUUAACAAGAAAGAAUGGUAGGAAUGAGUUUUUUGUUUUUUUCAAUUUAUAUUCUGUGAUUUGUUUCUUGUCUCAAGAAAUUUUAGGGAUGUUGUUUUAACUUCUAUGACCUUGAAAAUCACUCAAGGCACUUCUCACUACAAUGCCUUUCCACAGAUGUAAAUAUUAUUUUACAAGUUCAAUCUGUCUUUGCUGUCACUUGUUUCUGUGGAUGUUACUCAGGCAGUAAAUACAUUCAGCUUCCACUGCACAAAAGAUUCCAUGUAAAGUAAGGGAUGCAUUUAUGUACAUUCUUAUAGAUGAUAUUUAGAUACCUAUUUAAAAGUCAACUGGUUUCCCUGCUUUCAUUGUAUUCAACUCAUCUCCUUAAGACGAGGACAACGGUGUUAUCUCGAACGUUAUUUUUUAUUCCGAGUCUUUGGAUAUACCUGAAAUGCACAUGUUCUCACUUGAGAAAAAAUUAAAUAGCUCAUUUAUCCACUGACUGUAACAUUCCUUUAUAUUAUUCCAUUUGGGUAGUGUAAAAUCAUCAUUGUUUUAAAAGGCAAAUGAUGUAAUAGCUACUGAUUAGAAGGCAUUUUUAUUGACAAAAGUUAUUUUUUCAUCUUUCCAGAGUCAUUGCAGGAAAAAAUCAUAUAAAGAUAAAUAUUCCUAACAGAUCUGUAGCGAAUUUAACCUACUCUUAAGUCAUAUUGACGUUCUUAUUCACUGAUUAGGCGUUCUGUCCUCAUGCACAGGAAUAUCACCAUCUGUCUUAUUCAGAGGUUAUGGACUUUUGUUGAUAAUAUUAUGUGAAAAAAAAAAAUUCAAACUGCAACUAACAUGUACAAAAUGGUGCCACAUUAUACUUUUGCUGUAUAAUACUAAACCUCUGACCUUGCCAGUGACAUCAGCUUGACUGUAAGGAUUCUGAUGAAGGGAAUUUAUAGCAGUAAUUCGGAACUUAUAUACUAUCUCCAGCUGUUGCAAACUGAUGAGUCUCAAUUUUUAUUGUACGGUGUUUAUCGGGUUUUGUUGUUUCAUAUCUUGUGUUAACAGUAUGUUUUUUUGUUUUUCGUUUUUUGUUUUUUGCAAAAGUACUGAAAUUUAGAAUGCAUUUUAAAGAUGUUGUAGUAAACAUUUCACCAAGACUUUCAUAUUAUGAUUAUAAUUGGACUUUAAGAUUGCUAAGCUCAUCAGAAUCAUAGACCACAUCACCAUUUAACUACAAGACAGCUAAGGAAACUUCUGUCAACUCAAGUGUCGUAAAGAGCCUCUUCUGUGGAAUCAAAAGAGGCGUAUUCUUGAAAUGUGCUUAGCAGGAGUCCUUUGUUCUUUAUUGUUUAUUUCAUUUGGGUUGAAAUCUUGUAACUGUUACGUGCAUAUAUCCAUACGUAUUGUGUCACUGACUAUACGUCUUCAAAAGUGGAGAGUACGCAUUAGUGUUGUCCUGGUUAAAGGGCAAUCAAUUACUAAGCGGUUCAUGACAGUGGAGUGUGAUGCUGUCUUGCCAUCAAGUGCCUUACCUCAUGACUCAUGAAGCAUGAACUGUAUCAGACUAAAUAGUGCAUAUUAGUGCAUGAUAUAUAUUAUUACUACUGAUAUUCUGUACAUAAGGAACAUUUCCAGUUAUGUGCCUUAUGCUUCAAUGUAACACAUUUUCUUUUCCAUUUGGGAUGUCAUGUAAACUAACAGUGAUAGAUAUUUUGCUGGUUCCUUCUGAUCUCCAUACUUACCUAUUUACUCUGUAUAACAUUCAUAAUUAUCCAGCAUUAGUCAUUGUACAUCAAACUCAUACAAUAUGUUUUCCAAAAUAUUUUCCUUUCACUUUUGCUAAGCAUGCUUGAAGAAUGCAGCUCUAAGUCACAAUGCAUAUCUUCCCCCGUUGUCUGGGUUGCUCCAGUGGCCCGGCUCUGUAUUUAUACUUUUACUGUAGAAAUAAAUAAAAGUAAAAAUCCA